This is a messenger RNA of Molossus molossus (Pallas's mastiff bat), 1272 nucleotides long. RefSeq names its product essential meiotic structure-specific endonuclease subunit 2 (gene EME2). The record is from RefSeq and is a predicted model, not a curated record. Bases 1 to 1134 code for a protein of 377 amino acids. Gene Ontology annotation, cellular component: nucleus; Holliday junction resolvase complex. The transcript is spliced from 8 exons. Gene Ontology annotation, biological process: double-strand break repair; replication fork processing; mitotic intra-S DNA damage checkpoint signaling. NCBI's taxonomy places the organism in Eukaryota, Metazoa, Chordata, Mammalia, Chiroptera, Molossidae. Gene Ontology annotation, molecular function: DNA binding; nuclease activity.
AUGGCGAAGGUUGGGCCUCGGAGGGCCGGGGGCUCUUAUCGGGGCCGGAGACAGCGGCGGCCCCCGACCUGGGAGAUCUCGGACUCGGACACCGAGGGUCCUGUCGGCACGGAAGCCGAUUCAGAGGCCGCCACGAGGUCCCGGGACCCAGCGGAGGAGCGCAGGGCGACAGCCGAGGCGCUGCGGCUGCUGCGGCCGGAGCAGGCGCUCCGGCGCCUGGCGGUGCGCGUGGACCCAGCUAUCCUGGAAGAUGCUGGUGCUGACAUUCUGAUGGAGGCCUUGGGCUCCCUGGGCUGUGAGUACCACAUCGAGCCCCAGCGCCCCGUCCGGAGCCUCAGGUGGAGCAGAGUGAAGCCAGAACCUUGCCCCUACGGUGUGCCUCCUGAGAUGUGGGCUGCAGAUGAACAGGAACUUCUGCUGCUGCUGGAGCCUGAGGAGUUUCUGCAGGGUGUCUUCCAGCUGACCCAGAUCUGUGGCCCAACCUGCUCAGUACCCUGGAUUUCUCCCGAGAGCCCCACCUGCACUCACCUGGCUGUCAUCGGACUGGAUGCCUACCUGUGGUCUUACCAGCCCAAUGCCCAGGAGGAGAUGCAGCAGCCAGAGUGUCCAGGGGUGGCCCAUGCUAAGGUGGCGGUCGGCUGGCCUGAGGUGGAAGAGGCCCUGGUGCUCUUACAGCUCUGGGCGAACCUGGAUGUGUUGUUGGUGGCCUCCUGGCAGGAGCUGAGUCAGCAUGUGUGCGCCUUCACCAAGGCCCUCGCCCAGCGCCCCUUCAAGCAGUUCCAGGAGUGCAUGGCCUUUCCCUUCUGUACAGCUGGGCGCUGCGUGACAGGCAAGCGAGUGACAAGCGAUGGCACAGGGCUUCGGGGUGCCUGGUGGCGGCAGAUCAGGCAAUUCAACCGCGUCAGCCCGGCUGUGGCUGAUGCUGUUGUCACUGCCUUCCCCUCCCCCCGCCUUCUGCAGCAGGCGUACUUGGCUUGCAGUACCGAGCAAGAGCGCCUGACCCUCCUGGCUGAUCUCCCUGUGAAGGUGGAUGAAGGUGCUCGGCCUCGAAGGGUGGGGUCUGACCUUUCCCGCCGCAUCUGCCUCUUCCUGACCUCCACCAACCCGGACCUCCUGUUAGAUCUGAGCUCCUGACCAUGCCUGCCUGACUUACAGGGCCUUCGCCUGACCAUGCCUGCCUGACUUACAGGGCCUUCUCCCACCAACCAGCAAGACAGCAGGCAGCACAGCAAGGGAGUGACCAGAAACCACAAAGGGUCAGGGGGAAAGAGA